AUGGUACACCUUGUUUAUCCUAAUGUGUUUACAAUACAACUUACACUAACGGGUGCAACACAGUUCCACACUAACCUGGAGUAUCAGCGGCAGCAGCUGCUGCAGGACAGGCAAGCGUUCCACUUGGAGCAGAUACGAGCCGCGGAGUUCAAGGCCAGGCAGCAAGCGCAGGCCCAGGCCAUCGCAUCCGGACAAAUGCCGGCACCACAGGUGCAACAGCAGCCACAGCAGAAAGAGACGCCGCCUGGCAGCUCUCCCAUGCCUCAAUCAGGCACCCAGCCCCUACAGCAACAGCCAUCUCCCGCACCACAGCAGUCCUCACCACAGCCGCAGGUGCAGGCGUCGCAGCCCGCGGCAGCUUCAACCGCACUAGAACCAGCUUGCCUGACAUCCGUGGCAGCGCAGAACCCUGCACUAGUAGCGGCAAUGCGGGGUGAACCUGCCCCUGGGCCUGGAACCCCUCCCCCCAGCGUCACCACGCCUCCGCCACCCCUGAAGCAGACUGCCCCGCCUUCCUGUCUGCCCGAGCCGCAUCCUACAGGCGCCGCGCCGCCGUCCGCGGGCCCGGAGCCGUGUGUCCAGCCCCUGCCGUCCGCCCCUCCCGCUCCCGCGUCGCAGCCGCCGGCUCGGUCGCCGCCCGUCGUCACGCCGACGACGACAACGAGCGAAGUGCCGCCGCCGCCGGUGAGCCAGCAGCUGCAGCCCAGCGUGAAGCCCCCGCCCACAUCGCAGCCGCUCCCGCCCACGCCCGCAUCGCAGCAGCCGCCGCCGAGCGCGAGUCAUCAGUACCAGCCCCAGCCUCCUGCCGUGCCGCCGCCGCCAACUCAGCAGCAUCCCGGCCAGCAGCACCAUCCAGCAGUAUCAUCGUCCGGCCAACCUCCGCACGCAGCGCAACAGUUCCCGCCCCCUGUGCAAGCUCCACCAGCUAGCCAACAGUUCCCGCCUUCUGCCCCCUCCCCACCCACUAGCCAACAGUGCCAGUCUCCUGGACAAGCCCCACCAACUAGCCAACACUACCAGCCUCCUGGACAAGCCCCACCAACUAGCCAACACUACCAGCCUCCUGGACAGGCCCCACCCACUAGCCAACACUUCCAGCCUUCUGGUCAAGGCCCACCCACAGGUCAACAGUACCCACCCCCUGGACAAGCCCUGCCCACAAGACAGCAGUUCCAACCCCCUGGCCAAGUUCCUACCACAAGCCAACACUUCCAGCCUCCUGGACAGGCCCCACCCACUAGCCAACACUACCAGCCAUCUGGACAAGCCCUAUCCACAAGUCAACAAUUCCAGCCACCUGGACAAUCCCUGCCCACAAGACAGCAGUUCCAACCUCCUGGCCAAGUUCCUCCCACAAGCCAACACUUCCAGCCCCCUGGGCAGGCCCCACCCAGUAGCCAACACUUCCAGCCUCCUGGUCAAGGCCCACCCACAAGCCAACAGUACCCACCCCAUGGACAAGCCCUACCCACGAGCCAACUGUACCAGCCCUCUGGCCAAGGCCCACCCACAAGCCAAUACCAACCUACUGGACAAACUCCACUGAUGGCAAAUCUGCCUGGACAGCAGUUCCAUCCUGGAUCCAAACCACCUUCGCUGGUGAGAACACCCCAACUGCCACCAGGUGCAUCCUCUCAGCAGUCGUCUCUCCCGCCACACGCUGCUCCCAUGCCCUUCCCUGAAUACGGUUCGGCGCAACCCCCGCUGGGUGGGGCACAGCCGUGGGCUCCACCCCAGUCUCAGCCUGUUCCCCCGCAGGCAAGGUACCAGUUCUCUCCGCCCCCCGUGCCGCAGCCUGCCACAUCCCCGCACAUGUUGUCUCCUUCCCCUCCCUCCUCCUCCUCCUCCUCGCAGCCUAGCAUGGAGAGCUCUCAUCCCGACAACGUGCAUCCGGGUCCAAACACGAUCCCCCAGGCUCAGGCCCCAUCCCAACAAGAGGCGACGCCCCAGCUGGUGGCGCCCUCACAGCAGCUUACGGCAGAACAGGCGGGCAAGGCUGAUGUGAGUUCCCCAUGUGAGAUGAAGCCAGGUGAAAGCGACACCAGUGAGGGAACGCCAGCGCAGCCUCCGUCGCAGUGAGCGAGAGCGGGAGAUGGCGCUACCGUCACCGCCGCCAGCCGCGUGGUAUUCACACAGUAGAGACGGUCGUUCACGUUGGGGAAACCAAUGUGUCGGCGUCGGAGGCACACCUUCGCGUCCCCCGCGGCGUCAUGGCGGCGCGAGAUGUCAGCAGUCGCCCCACUGCGCACAAAGGCCGUGCUGCAAAGGAUGCCCCGUCGUUAGUCGGACUCCUCUCUCUCUCGACCGGUGACGAUCGCUCAGGGUUGUGCCUCGGCCGCGUGUGUAGUCGCCCGUUGUCACGCAGUUAGAUGCGCGAAACCCCUCGAGCGGUUAACGCACGGAGGCGCAUUUCCUAGAGUGAAGUUUUGAGGGGCGGAAAACGACAAAAGAACAUUCGUCACGAGUGGAGCCGGAGACGCGACAACCUUGUGUGUUGGGGGGGGGGGAAGAGAGUUGGGGGGAGGUGGCGAUCAUUCGGAGAAAAAACGCUAUAUUUAUUUGCUUCUCGUUUAGGCUUGCAUUAGGAACAAGCUCACCUGUAUGAACGUCAUAUAUAUAUAUAUAUCGUAGAUAUAAGAAUAUUGUGCGUUGAUAACCAUCAGUGUUGUGGAGCUCCUAUAGGGGGUCUCUCCUGUUCGUAACUUUGUAUAUUGUACAUAUUUCAAAUCAACCUGGUCACUCUGAGAGCAGGUUCAGUAAUUAACAUGUCUUGUGUAAGAAGUCACAUUCAUGGCCUUUAAUUAAAGUAAAUUCUUUCGGUAAAAUUCCAAAUAAGGUCAGACAUAGAAUAUGAUUAUUUCAUAUUGAGAGAAAAGUUAAUAAUAUAGGUACCACUUGUCAUGGAAGUUUUGUCAACUAAAGUCUGAACAUUUAAAGUUCUUCUAAGAUGAGAAUCAGUGCUGGUCAAUUAUCAAUAUAUUUUGUAAAGUCACGUUAAGAAAGUGACGGGAAACUGUGCGAUACAUUUCAAGUGCACAUAGUAUCAGAAGUAGAUAAUAGGGAAUUCUACUUCUGAUAGUAUGUAAUGUGUAACUUUAUGUAGACUAUAUAGUUAGAUCACCUAUGGGAGUCACUAUAUCCAAUGUGGAUACAGCGUUAGGCGUAUAUUACAUGUUAUUAUACUAUUACUAUAUUUACAGGUUAAUAUUCUGUUUCCAAGACACUUAGACACAUCAUGAAAUGAAAUAAUGUCAAGUUAAUCAAAAGACUCAUGUCAAAUGGCAAUUAAGAGCAAUAUUGAGAAAUUCCCAUCUACUGUUCAUUGUCAGCUGGCUCCCCCUUUACAAUAAAUAUAGGUGUAGUGUAUCCCAUCAGUUUAUUUUAUAUUGGCAUAUAAACCUAUCAGCACAGAAUAAACAUUUUGUAUUAUA
Molecule: messenger RNA, 3431 nt
Organism: Priapulus caudatus
Lineage: Eukaryota; Metazoa; Priapulida; Priapulimorpha; Priapulimorphida; Priapulidae
Product: basic proline-rich protein-like
Exons: 6
Coding region: 1-2079 (692 amino acids)
Source: RefSeq, a predicted model, not a curated record